Molecule: messenger RNA, 711 nt
Organism: Lichtheimia ornata
Lineage: Eukaryota; Fungi; Mucoromycota; Mucoromycetes; Mucorales; Lichtheimiaceae
Exons: 7
Coding region: 1-711 (236 amino acids)
Biological process (GO): protein deubiquitination; ubiquitin-dependent protein catabolic process
Cellular component (GO): cytoplasm
Molecular function (GO): cysteine-type deubiquitinase activity
Source: RefSeq, a predicted model, not a curated record
AUGCAAGAUCAGCCUCAGGACCCAUCCAAGCCAAAGUUGAAAUGGUUGCCACUCGAAGGAAAUCCAGAUGUCUGGAACAAGAUCGCUCAUAAGCAUGGAAUGGAUCCAAAUUGGUCUUAUACUGAUGUUUAUGGCUUUGAUCCUGAACUCUUGGACUUUGUCCCUCGUCCUUUGGCUGCCGUCAUCUUUCUUUAUCCCAUCACGGAGAAGUCUGAGGAAUUUAGACAUGAAGAAGAAGCUCGAGUCACCAAGCGUGAACAAGAUAUCAGCCCUGAUGUCAUGUUUUUCAAGCAAACAAUUUCCAAUGCCUGUGGCAUGAUGGCUCUUAUUCAUUCACUUGCAAACAACAAAGAAUUACUCGGUCCCGGAUUGUUCCAAGAUUUGAUCAACAAGGCUGAAGGAAUGACACCUGAAGAAAGAGCUGAAUUGUUGGAAGGAUGUGAACAACUUGCCAAUGUUCAUGAAUCGGGUGCACAAGAAGGACAAACCAAGCCACCCAGCCUUGAAGAAGAAAUCAGCUUGCACUUUGUAUGCUUUGUCGAGGUGGAUAGUCAUUUGUACGAGUUGGAUGGUCGCAAGUCGUUCCCCAUCAACCAUGGCAAGUGCACAGAUUUGAUGGAGUGCUCGGCCAAGGUGAUGCGUAAAAUGAUGGAACGUGAUCCAGGACAUCAAAAUUACAGUGCCAUGGCUUUGACCAAAACCCCCCAAUGA